Molecule: messenger RNA, 1005 nt
Organism: Plasmodium reichenowi
Lineage: Eukaryota; Apicomplexa; Aconoidasida; Haemosporida; Plasmodiidae
Exons: 1
Coding region: 1-1005 (334 amino acids)
Source: RefSeq, a predicted model, not a curated record
AUGAACAAAUUAAAUUUUGAAAAAAAAAAAAAAAAUGGGGAUACUAGUGAAUGUGAAAAAAGCCAAGAUUCUGACGAUGAAAUAAUGGUUGUUAAUAGAAAAAUAAAAUCCAAAAUUUACCUAACUCCAGAUAAAAAAAAAAAAAAUGAGGUUAAAAAUAACCAUCAAGUAAAGAAAAUGUAUACUAACACAUUUCAAUCGAAUGAUAAUAUCCAUAGUAAAGGUACAAACAUUCGUUCAAUAAAAAAUCUGUCUUCUUUUCAUGUUCAUAAUAAAGACUAUAAAUUAAAUAAAAAUGUAACUUCAAUUAUUAUGGACCAAAAAGAUAAAAACGAUAUUAAUAGGUCAAGUAAAAAAAAACAUGAGAAUAAAACAGCUUUGGAAAGUAUCAUGAAAACAGGAAUAAAUACAUUACAGAGUAAUGAGAAAAAAGUAGAUAUAUAUGAACAAAAUGUAGAAACAAAAGAAAAUGAUUUAAGUAAUAAUGAAAUAUAUAUUUCUGAUGAUAUAAAAAAGGAAGUAAACAAAAAUAAUCAUAAUAAUAAUUAUUCAAGGGAUGGUAAUAUUAACCAAAAUAAAAGUAAUAAUAAUAAAAAUUAUUAUACUUCAUAUGGUGAAAUAAUACAUGAUGAAAACGUUAAAUGUGGGCAAAAUAAUACCAUCAAAGAUGUAAACGAACAAAAAAAAAAAAAUUUCUAUUAUAAUUCUGAGACAAAUAAAGAUGAUUCUUAUACAUUAAAUCAUAAUAUAUCCACAAUUAAAGACAACAACUAUAUAAAUACACAAAGCUCUUCUCUUAUAAAAUUUGAUGAUUUUGCCCUUGAAGAAAUAAAUAAAGAAUUAGAAAAGCUUAUUGAAGAAGAAAAUGAUAUACAAGAAAAAUUAAUUUAUUUGACGGAUAAAGAAUUAGAUAUAACAAUAAAAUUAAAAAAUAUAAAGCACAAGAAAAAUAUACAAGAAAUAGAAAAUAAAAAGAAGGAAUAUCAAGGUGAAUAUCUAACAUAA